AAGGUCUCGCCCUUCUGUUAUCGGAUUAGAGUUCUGGCCGACGCCCGAGUUGUAAGCCCGGAGAGAAUACCUUCUGACCCCCUAGCGACUUGGGCUCCAUGGGAGGGCCCCAUCGAGGUGGCCAAUGCUAUGGAACGCUGGGACUCUCCAUCCCUAGGCAUCAGCUAG
Pelobates cultripes (western spadefoot toad) is the source of this 168-nucleotide messenger RNA. Lineage: Eukaryota; Metazoa; Chordata; Amphibia; Anura; Pelobatidae. The record is from the annotation of a GenBank genome assembly.